Pseudophryne corroboree (corroboree frog) is the source of this 3369-nucleotide messenger RNA. RefSeq names its product unconventional myosin-XVB-like. Gene Ontology annotation, cellular component: cytoskeleton. The transcript is spliced from 26 exons. The record is from RefSeq and is a predicted model, not a curated record. Lineage: Eukaryota; Metazoa; Chordata; Amphibia; Anura; Myobatrachidae. Bases 244 to 3369 code for a protein of 1041 amino acids.
CUAAAGGAACGUGGAAGAGAGAUACUGCAGAGAAAAUGGGAGGAGGUUCAGGGCGUGGCAGCUAUUACUCUACAAAGAAAUCUUAGAGGGUUCCUGAACCGUAAAAAUUUCCAGGCAUACCGUCACAAGAUCACCGUUAUUCAAGCACAUGUAAGAGGACACCAGGCCAGGAGACGCUACAGGAAACUGAAACACACCAGGGUGCAAUUUGGGGCUGUCCUCCUGAUCUCCAGAAUUCCUUCCAUGCACAGGCGGAUCGGUCAGGUGAGCCAAGAGCUGAAAGCCACAGGUGAGGCGUCCCUUCCAAGUAUGGAUCUGUCAGCUCUGGAUGUGCCAGCUGAGCUAGCUGCCGUGUUGAAGUCUGUGCAAGCAAAGACCCAUGCUGAAGGUACACAGAUCACAGAGGUGCCUCCACCACAAGUAAAGGCGCAGUGCAUAUUGUCUCUUGCUCCUGACAUCAACAACUAUCCAUUCUCUGUCUUCAUUCGCUCGUAUUUUAAGGAUGCUGUUCUGCCACCUUUGGGACAGCCCCUACAGGAUCCAUUAACUCGGGUAUCACAGAAUGAUCAUGGAGUUGCACUGGAAUUGUACAAACUGGCUUUGCGUUUUAUGGUGAACACAACAAUGCCCCCCUGGCAGCAGAGGAUUAUUGGUAAUUACAUUGUGGAGCGUUGCUUGCGCCAGCCAACACUUAGAGAUGAGGUCUUGUGUCAAGCGGCAAGUCUGACGGUGCAGAACAACAAUGAGGAGCAAAACCAGCGGGCAUGGCUACUCCUUUCAUCCCUACUCAGCUGCCUCAUCCCCUCACCUACUUUAGAGAAGCCUCUGCUCAAAUAUGUCUCAGAUCAAGCCUCUGAAGGAUACAAGGCUAUAUGCCAGAGCAAGCUGCUUCGAGCCAAACAAACCAACUUUGAUGAAUUCCGCUCACAUGCCCUAACUCUGCUCGAGUGGACAGCCAAUGAGAGAAGAGGGAAGAUGGUCAUGGAUGUCUUUACAUACAGUGAGGAGAAAUACACAGCAGAAGUAGAUUCUUGGACAACAGGAGAACAAUUACCAGGCUGGUUACUGCAGUCCAAAGGUAUUGGGGAUAGCACCAGAGGUUGGACUAUCUCCAUUCUGGAUGGUGAUCAGUGGCAUGAUCUCUCAGGAGAGGAUUUCUUAAUGGAUGUGAUUGCUGUGGUGGAAGAGGGAGCUCCUACUGAUCGUUUUGAAUCAUAUGAUUUCCCCUUUGGAGAGAACGGAGGGAUCCCUCAACCUCCAUUUGACUUUGCACCACAACUCCCAACUGAUUAUCCCUCUUUCCCUGCACCUGGACUCCCUCCGGACCUCUCACCAGUAUUCCCACCUGCGCCUCCACCCAUUCCUCCUUCAUUUGAAAGAACAGAUAUUCCAAUUCCGCCAGCCCCACCCAUGCAGGCACCCUCUCUGCCACCGCAAGCACAAGACCAUGAUGAAAUGUAUUCCAACCCCAGUGACAGAGGCAGUGGCGAUUCCCAUAGUGCAGUGAACUUUUUGGAUCAACUCUUCCAACCUGUGGUGUCUUCAUCAUAUUUAGAAACGUCUGAAAACCUUAACCGGCGCAUGAAAGGUGGUGGAGGUAUUGGACCCACGCAGCAGAAUACAUAUCCUUCCCCAGGUUUUACUGGAAUUGGUACAAUGCCCUCGUACUCUAUGCCAAUGAUGAAUGGAAUGAUGCCUGCCAUGGGAAACAUGCCAAUGAUGCCAGGUAUGAUGUCCCAGGCAAUGAUGCCACAAAUGAUGCCUCAAAUGAUGCCACAAAUGAUGCCACAAAUGAUGCCCAUGCCCCAGCCAGUAGUGCCUGCGGUGGACCCUGCACAAUUAGCAGCACAGCAACAAGCAUUUAUUCAGCAACAGGCCCUGCUUUUGGCACAACAGAUGACACUUCAGGCCACAAUGCUUUCUCAGCAGCAGCAACCACAUCCUCCUCCAACUUUUCCUAAGCCUGGACCUAAAGCAACCUCUGCUCCUACCCCAGCACCUAAACCAGCCUCUGCUCCUGCCCCUGCACCUAAACCAGCCUCUGCCCCUGCACCGAAACCAGCCCCUGUUUCUGCACCACCUUUUCUUCCUUCCCCAAGUGCAGCACCUGCUCCCCCUCCAAACCCUGUUCUGCCUCCUGCUCCUGCUAAAUCAGCCCAAGACCCCAUGCCACAGGCACAGAUGCCACAAAGAGCAACAGAGGUAUAUUGGGAUGAAGAGAACGACUCUGAGUAUACUUAUCAAAAAAAAACAUUCCAGCAGAAGAGACAAUUCUUCCAGCGGAUGGCUAGUCAAGAGAGUCCAACACAAUCGAUGAAGCCUCCUACUAAAAUCCUACUUCCAACACCUUCAGCAGCACCGGAGGAUGACAGUGAUGAAGAGCCCCUGGAACCUCCUGACCCAGAGCCCCAGCCAGAAAUAUCAUCUCCAAGAGCACCACAAUUUGUGCUGCCUCCUCCUUCUCCUCCCAUGCAACAAGAGAUUCCAAAGAGAGAGCCAAGGAAAGGGGGACCGGUGAAAGCAGCCCCUAAACCAGAACCUAGUCAACAGAUAAGAGAAAUAGUCAAGAUGUAUCAAAACCGUCCUCCACAAGAGCCCAAGCCAUUUGAACCAGUUAGGAGAACAAUGCAGUCCUUUGCAAAGAAGAAAGACCCCAAAGAAGAAGCGCUAGAGAGACUCCAGAAUACUGUGCCCCCUCCAUCCUCAGUAAGAAACAAUGCAGGGUCUCUGAAGCCACCUCCAACUCCACCUCCUCCUGCAAAUGAGAUGAAAAAUUCCAUUCAAGAGAAGCAGAAGCCACUUUUAGGGUUAUUUCAGUCAGGCCCACUUGCCCCAACAACACAGGCUUACAAGGCUCCAGGACGAUCUCUUGAAGGUGACCACAAUUCAAAGUCUUCCCUCAGCAAGCAUACAGCUAGUGUCUUCUUCUCAUACAGUGAUGUCAGCUGGAGACUUUAUGUGCGGAAGGAGAUCUUCUAUCCAAAGGAAAAAUUCUCUCAUCCAUAUUACUUGAACCUUCUGUGUGAACAGAUAAUACGCGACACAUUCUCAGAGACUGGUAUCAAAGUGACACAGGAGGAGAGGCGGAAGAUGAAAGAUUUUUUAAAUGAUUUCCAAGUAGGGAGUGAUGCCAGCUCCAUCAUGGAGGAGUCCAUCAAGAAACGUAUUGUCAUGGCUGCUCGGGAUAACUGGGAAAAUUACUUUUCUCGCCUCUUUCCUGUCUCUCUGGAUGAAAAUGUAGAACCGCUGCUCCUGGGAGUUUCUCACAGAGGUUUUCGGCUUUUGAAGGAAGUGACUGCAACUGGUAUCCAGCAGAAUCAUUUGAAGACACUUUGCAGUUACAGGUGGGGUGAAGAAUGUAGGGAAUAA